AUGGCGUUGGAUUUACAGCCGCCCGGCGAUCGCAAGCGGGUUAAGGUUUACGAACUGAAGGAGAAUGACUGGUUUGAUCGGGGAACAGGGUUUUGCACUGGCCAGAUCCUGGAUGAUGAACCGCGGAUAUUUGUUGAGUCGGAGGAUAAACCAGUUCGCGUGCUCUUGGAGACGAGAAUCUCUAAGGAUGGAGGAUAUCAAAAACAGCAAGAUACAUUGAUCGUAUGGACCGAGCCGAACCAAACGGAUAUGGCAUUGAGUUUUCAGGAAGCGGAGGGAUGUGCUGUGAUAUGGAAUUUUGUCAAUUCUGUUCAACAACACCUUCUCACGCUCGCCGCAAGUGAUGAGCUCUCCGACGACCUCGACAAUAUCCAGACCGUUGUAUUACCCGCGCCUGAACUUGUGAACCUCCCCGAUAUCGAUCAUUUGAUGAGAGCCGCCAGCAUAGCCCAGGCCGGCCGAGAUGCGCUGUCCAAGUGUGUCAUCAGAGAUGAAUACAUACAUAAACUUCUUCCUCUAGUUACAGUCGCGGAAGACCUCGAGAGUAUCGACGACUUGCACCGGCUUUGCAACAUCAUGAAAUCCCUUAUCCUUCUCAAUGACACCACGAUAAUUGAAACCGUUGUCACCGAUCCCGUCAUACUUGGGGUUGUUGGAGCAUUGGAAUAUGACCCUGAGUUCCCUACACAUAAAGCAAACCAUCGUCAGUACUUGUCAGACAAGUCACGCUACAAGGAAGUGGUUCCGAUCAGAGACCCCUCCAUUCGGCGCAAAAUUCGCUACACCUGGCGAUUGCAAUAUUUGAAAGAUGUCGUUCUCGCGCGUAUUCUCGACGAUCCAACGUUUUCGGUCCUUAAUUCUAUGAUCUUCUACAACCAAGUUGAUAUUGUGAACCACAUCCAGUCAGACGGCCUGUUCCUCAAAGAGCUAUUUUCGGUUUUCGACCCGCGAAACGCAGAUGCAAAGCGCAAGGAGGAUGCAGUCCAAUUCCUGCACCAAUGCGCAUCGAUUGCGAAAAACUUGCAGGUACCGGAACGAGCCACGCUUUAUGGGAACCUUAUAAGCCAUGGUCUUUUCGCCGUGAUUGCGUUCGCCAUUAAGCACCCGAAACCGGCAAUUCGGACGACGGGGAUCGAUAUUCUAGUCUCACUUCUUGAUCACGAUCCGGUUAUGAUGCGCAGCUAUAUGCUUAAAGCUGUUAACGAGAAGAAAACUCCGUUGACUGAUACCCUAAUCGAUCUGCUUCAUACCGAGGCCGACCUCGGCGUAAAAAAUCAGCUCGCCGAUGCGAUCAAGGUCUUGCUAGACCCGCAGGUUCCCUUGCAGGCCGCGAUGGCUCGGGCUGGUCCCGAACAUGCUGCCAAAGUGCGGCCGAAUAUUCUCUCGGAUGCAUUCGUUCAAAACCACUUUGACGAAUCUUCAAAGAGGCUAUUCGCACCUUUGAAAAGACUCGAGGACCUGUCUAACCCCCAUGCUUUGACCUUCCAAGCCGUAGCCCUGUACUCUCACCUAGUGGACAUUCUCACCUUCUUCGUCCGACAGCACCUUUACCGAUGCCGCAACGUCAUUCAGAACGAGCGGCUUGCGGCGCACAUCACCCAAUUGCUUAGGGCGCCGCAAAAACACCUUAAAUUAACUGCUUUGAAAUUCUUCAGGACCUUGCUUAGCCUUCAAGAUACCUUUUAUCAAGCUUUGAUGACGCAUAACGACACGUUUGGACUCAUUCUUGACAUUGUUUAUGAGACCAUGCCUCGCGAUAACCUGCUCAAUUCUGCCUGCCUUGAACUUUUCGAAUUUAUUAAGCGGGAACAUAUCAAGCCGAUUACUUUGCAUGUGGUUGGAAAAUAUGCCGACAAACUGAGAAAUAUCACUUAUGUCGACACUUUCCAGGGCCUGAUAGUUCAUUACGAACAGCUCCAGGGAUACAGUGAAGAAGCGGAUUCCACGCUUUACUCUCAGGAGGAGGUAACACCUGUCAUGAAGAUGCCACCCAGUGGACGUUGGCAAGGCGUGAAAGAAAUGGAUCCUGCCGAAGAGGAGUAUUUCAACACGUCGGAUGAUGAUGAAGAGUGGCAGCAAGAUAAUCAGGCUACGGGCACUCUCAUCUCGCAGGUUCCAAAUGGCGCUGCUUCCCCCUCAGUGAAGUCCCUGGUAGACUAUCCAGAUGAUGACGACGAAGAAAACGAUGCUAUGGACACGACAGAAGUGGGCCAAAAACAACAGCCUCAACCAGAGGAAACUUCCAACGACGAUGCUCCAGCAGAUCCGGCCAGCGACCAGCCAUCGACUCCAGUCUCACAGGUCGUGCAGGUGCCUCCUGAGAGGUUAUCAGAGAAACGUCGCCGUGAGGAAGAGGAUGAUGACGAGCUCGUCAAGCUUACGUCUGGGCCUAAACGAAGAAGCUCCACGAGUAGUUCUACCGGGAGUGCAGGGUUCCUACGGAAAAAGCGAAGCAGCUCUAUCGGUUCCGUAAUAAUUGCUGAAAAGGGAUCCGCACAAGCAGGACAGGGUGCUGGGAAUGCAGCACCGAAACGGAUAGCCAUCAACCUCAGUUCCUCGGUCAAGCAGUCUGCAGGCACGACUGACAUACCUGAACCUGCAUCCAAUUCGCCUGGUAAUGAGAACGAGAAAGAAAAUCAUAAUGACGGCGGCAGCGACGGGGGUUGA
Messenger RNA from Aspergillus versicolor CBS 583.65, 2667 nucleotides. Its product is annotated as SMEK family protein. The record is from RefSeq and is a predicted model, not a curated record. The transcript is spliced from 9 exons. Bases 1 to 2667 code for a protein of 888 amino acids. Gene Ontology annotation, molecular function: protein phosphatase activator activity. Gene Ontology annotation, cellular component: nucleoplasm; protein phosphatase 4 complex. Lineage: Eukaryota; Fungi; Ascomycota; Eurotiomycetes; Eurotiales; Aspergillaceae. Gene Ontology annotation, biological process: protein dephosphorylation; DNA damage response.